AUGUCAAACAAGUUCCACUGUGACGUCUGUUCGGCAGAUUGUACUAAUAGGGUCCGUAUUUCAUGUGCCAUCUGUCCAGAAUACGAUCUUUGUGUUCCAUGUUUCUCUAAAGGCUCCUAUAACGGCAACCACAGGCCGUUUCAUGAUUAUAGAAUCAUCGAAACAAAUUCAUAUCCUAUACUUUCGCCUCAUUGGGGUGCAGAUGAAGAAUUAGCAUUAAUAAAAGGUGCUCAGACCUUAGGGCUGGGUAAUUGGCAAGAUAUUGCUGAUCAUACAGGGAGCAGAACAAAGGCAGAAAUACAAGCUCAUUAUGAAAAAUAUUAUUUGAAUAGUCCAUAUUAUCCAAUCCCAGAUAUUACCAAAAAGAUUGAUAUCUCACAACAGGAUUUCCUACGUGAAAGAAGAUCAAGAAUAGAGCAAUUCUCCAAGAAACCACUCGAUCCUCCAAGGAAACAGAUGGCAUCCAUCCCAAGUUGUCAUGAAAUUCAAGGGUUCAUGCCUGCUAGAUUAGAAUUCGAAACAGAAUUCGAAAAUGAAGCAGAGGGUCCUGUUAAAGAUAUGAUUUUUGAAGAAGAUGAUCAACCGUUGGAUAUAGAAUUAAAAUUGGCUAUUAUAGAUAUUUAUUAUUCGCGGUUAACUAUGAGAGCAGAGAAGAAACGUUUAUUAUUUGAAAAUAACUUGAUGGAUUAUAGAAAAUUACAAUCUAUAGAGAAAAAAAGAUCAAAAGAAGUCAAAGAGUUAUACAAUAAGAUCAAACAUUAUUCACAAAUCAUGACCGCUGCAGAUUUUAAAGAAUUUUCCAAAGAUAUCCUCGAUGAAAUGAAUUGUAGAAUAAAAAUUAAAAAAUUACAAGAAUGGAGAUCAAAUGGUCUUACGACUAUUGAAGCAGGUUUGAAAUAUGAAAGAGAAAAACAUGCAAAAUUAUUGAUUCUAGAAAAAUUGUCUUCAAACCCAAAUACUUUAGACACACCCUCCUUUCCAAGACACAAUAGAACAAACUCUCAUAAUUAUAACGAAUUGGAUUCAACACAACAACGAGAAAAAGAUGUGGAGAAAAAGAAGUCUCUAACUGUUCAUGAUAUUCAAUCUGCAUCGGAUUUCAAUAUCUUAUCACAGGAGGAACAACAAUUAUGUUUACAAUUGAAAAUCCUGCCAAAACCUUAUUUAGCCAUUAAAGAAAUGAUGUUUAGAGAAUUGAUUAAAACCGGUGGUAUCAUGAAAAAGAAAAACUGUAAAGAUUUAUUAAAAAUCGAUUCCACAAGGGCAAAUAGAAUUUACGAAUUCUUCCAAUCUCAGAAUUGGACAUAG
Molecule: messenger RNA, 1308 nt
Organism: Henningerozyma blattae CBS 6284
Lineage: Eukaryota; Fungi; Ascomycota; Saccharomycetes; Saccharomycetales; Saccharomycetaceae
Gene: ADA2
Product: chromatin-binding transcription regulator ADA2
Exons: 1
Coding region: 1-1308 (435 amino acids)
Biological process (GO): regulation of transcription by RNA polymerase II; chromatin remodeling
Cellular component (GO): SAGA-type complex; nucleus
Molecular function (GO): transcription coactivator activity; zinc ion binding; protein binding
Source: RefSeq, a predicted model, not a curated record